AUGAUCAUCAAAUAUACUGAUUACCAUAUUGGGUUAGGCCUUUUGCUAGUGGGCUUUUUGGGCUUUGGAUAUGCUACGGCGCCGAAAACCAAAGGUGCUGAUUUGGAUUUCAGUUUCAAGAUAGAAGAUGCCUUGCCGCAUAGUGUGUAUGAUGAUGAACCUCUGAGUGAUUGUGGUUCUGAAGAUACAUAUUACGCCGGUUGUAAUAAAGGGCCUGCUGAUGUCUCAUGUGCCUCUAGUUUGCGCGAUGCGGGUAAGUGUCUUAUUUCCCCAGCUACAACAACAAUACGUUCUAUCAACAAGUACUUUCGUAAAGAAAAGGCCGACUUUAUUGUAAAUGACCGGAUUGUUGUUUGGGAAUCCAGAUGUAUUGGCUUGGUUGACAACUUCCCGAUCAGAUGUGGAAAAAUAGUGGCCGAUCUUAUGACAUUAGAAAAGAAAAUCAUCAACUCGGAGAUAUUGAAUUAUCCCCUGUAUGGUGUAGAUAAGUACAUAUAUUAUCGAAAAGAAAUCGAAAAGAACUACACGCGGCUCAGAAUGCUCAUUGCCAAUCUAGGGAGAACAAUGCCCCCGUUUAGUUCCUUUGGGCCUAGAUUGCCAAUUUCGAAUGAUGGUGCACCAUUAGAGCCGGAAGUUGAUCCAGUUGUGGUUAAAAAGCUAAUAGCGAUAAAUUCACCGAAAACACGACUUAUCUUCCUGAAGCUGGUCUGCCUGCACCUUCAGAUAGAACACGAUUACAUGGAAGCCAUUCAUAUCUUUGCCCUGGUUAUGCAAACUAAGCUUGGGUACACGAAACCAGUAGAUCCAACAGAGGCGCCUAAAUUAGCCGCUGAGUAUGGCACGGUGCCGUGUACUACCAAAAUACUGGCGACGUGUGAGCCGCUUACGGAUGUAAACGUCGAUCAUAUUACAUUAUUCUGUGAUCUUAUCGGUGCGGCCGGGCUACUUAAAACAGUGCUACCUUACAUCAGCGUAGCUGUAGGUACUUUUGCUACUAACACAACAAGGAAUACUCUCUUUGUGUAUACCAAGACAAUAAGUACACUUUUGGCAAUAGCCCAAACCUCUUCUAAAUUUCAGGCCGGCAUGAAGCAUAUCAACGAUACAGUUAAAUCCCGCCUACGGGACGGCUUAGAGCAUUGUAGAAACGAGUUAGAAAAGCUAACUGUCCCUUAUUUCAAUCGGUUGGAGCUGACUGCGCGGGCAAUAACACCGGCUGAUAUACUCAUACAUUGCUACAAUGCUCUAACUGAUUUUUCUAGAAAGAGCGAUAUAACUCCAAUAGGAUAUGACUUGAUGUGCCGCUGGCUGGAGGCUAAACAAUGGGACGAGACAUAUACCAGUAGUAAUGGGCGUAAAAUCAUGAGCUUCUUUGUUGGUUUCCGGGAGAUCAGUUCUGAUGACGUGCCACGUGAAACGUCGUCCUUAUAUUGUUCUAAGCUCUACCGACGCUUUCUAAGAUAUCGCCUAUACCAAAGACCCAUUAAGAGCAGACAUGCUCGUCUCUUAGCGCAACGGGCCACAACCUGGAUUGAAGAACGGGCAAAAGAGUUACUAUCGCUAGAGACUGAGGAAUUAAACAAACUACUUGUUGGCCUUCGAGGAGAAAAGGUUCCCAGGUUCACCAAAACGUUAGGCGAGACGUACCCCUACCAAGAACUCAAUCUCGAGGCUAUUCUAGCCUUGGGAAAGGGGGCUAAGAUUACGCGCAUCAUUGACGACGAAAGGGUUGGCAAAGAGCAUAGAGAACAAGUCAAAGCGAUCAAAGCGAGGCGGAAGCAAGAAGCCAAGGGAACGGCAGCGGACGAAGCCAUCCAGAAGAAAUUAGUCAAACGUGCCAAGAACAUAGUCAGAAAAGCAUCCAAUCCAGCACCAGCCUAA
Nematocida homosporus is the source of this 1881-nucleotide messenger RNA. RefSeq lists its product as uncharacterized. The record is from RefSeq and is a predicted model, not a curated record. The coding region runs from base 1 to 1881 and encodes 626 amino acids. The transcript has a single exon. NCBI's taxonomy places the organism in Eukaryota, Fungi, Microsporidia.